CUACGGACAAACAUCUAUUCCUGCUGUCGAACUGGUUUUAGUGGGUUUCUGACGGACUUUGAAGCAUUUCGGAGAGGAAUCAGUGGAAAAAGUCAAAGAGCGGCGCUUCAUCCGGCAGCAGUUUGGAGAACUUUGAAGGUCGGUCCAACAAAACGCAGAACAUUUCAAAGCUAUGAAAGACUUUAACAUGAAGAAACACUCGCCCGCUCUCACUUCCGUACGAUUUUAGACCCGAUUUCUUUUUAUUCGUGAAAAUCUGUCUCAUUUAUCGGUGGCCAGAAAACACAAGCGCUCCUCCGUUCAGACGGCGCGGCGGAGCCACGAGCCCGGUUGAGUCUUUACGGUUCUCAUGAUGUGUUUAAGUACAGUCGGCAGCUCGGCCUCUCUGACAGUUCAUCAAAGUCUCAGCGAAGUCUGCGGAAGAAAAGUCAAGUCAGCACGAUGGCAGAACAAGUAGCUGCUGCUACUGCUGCUCCUGCGACGAAACCAGCCAAGAAGAAGACUCCCAGGACCAAGAAACCGGGUGUCAAACUCAGCGAGCGCAUCAGGAAAAUUGUGGCAGAAUCCAAGAACCGGAACGGCUCGUCUUUACCUUCCAUCAAGGAUCAUCUGAAGGCUGAAGGAUAUGAUGCUGUUCAGAACAGGCGCCGGAUUCUCUUGACCUUAAAGAGAAUGGAGGAAAAAGGCGUCCUGGUCAAGAAGAAGGCGUCCUAUAAGGUGAGCAAGCCUGUGACCAUAGGAAAGAAGGUCAAGAGAGCCAAGAAGACCGAAGGUCAGAAGAAAACUGUCAAGAGAAAAAGUGGUGUAAAAGCCACGAAAAGUCCGAAGAAGGCGAAAAAACCCAGCACGCCCAAGAAGAAAACCAAACAAAAGAGCCCCAUGAAGAAAACAAAGGAGAGCCCGAAGAAAACGACCAAAAAGACCAAACCAGCCAAGAAACCAGCUGCAAAGAAAACUGCUGCAAAGAAAACUGCUGCAAAGAAACCGGCUGCAAAGAAACCAGCUGCAAAGAAAACAACAAAACCCAAAACUAAGAAGACAGUAAGCAAGAAGUGAGCAGUUAGUUUGCUACUUUCAAUCAAAAAGGCUCUU
This is a messenger RNA of Thalassophryne amazonica, 1092 nucleotides long. RefSeq names its product histone H1-like. Gene Ontology annotation, cellular component: nucleosome. Bases 442 to 1056 code for a protein of 204 amino acids. Gene Ontology annotation, molecular function: DNA binding; structural constituent of chromatin. Gene Ontology annotation, biological process: nucleosome assembly. NCBI's taxonomy places the organism in Eukaryota, Metazoa, Chordata, Actinopteri, Batrachoidiformes, Batrachoididae. The transcript has a single exon. The record is from RefSeq and is a predicted model, not a curated record.